CCGGCCUUCUGUACAUGCGCAAGAAGAAACGGCGGAACUUACUAGAUGCCGGUUUGAAAAGCGUUGACCGCCAUUAAGUAAAAAAAUAGGCGCGUGGAGCGGGCUGUCUUAAAUUUGUUUAAAGUCGAAACGGUGUAAAGAAAUGGCUUCUGAAGAUAUUUCUCAGCUUGCGGAGACUCUUGCAAAGACUCAAGUGGGUGGAGUAGAGCUGAGUUUCAAAGGUCGUGCUCUAAAGCUUGACACCGCUGAAGCUGCUGCUGAGAUUAUUGAAGAGAUUGAGAAAUUUGAUCGUCUACAAGCCUUAUGCUUGGAAGGAAAUACAAUUGGUGUGGAAGCUGCUGAGGCCAUUGCAAAAAGUCUUGUUAAUAAAAAGGAAUUGCAGAAAUGCUACUGGAGUGAUAUGUUCACAGGACGACUUAGGUCUGAGAUUCCACUUGCUCUGAAAUCCCUUGGUAAAGCACUGAUGAAUGCAGGAGCCCAGCUGACACAGCUCGAUCUAAGUGACAAUGCAUUUGGACCUGAUGGAGUCAAGAGCAUUGAAACCUUGCUGAAGAGCAAUGUGUGUUACACUUUACAGGAGCUACGACUGAAUAACUGUGGCAUGGGAAUCGGUGGUGGCCAGAUACUUGCAGCAGCACUGAAUGAAUGUCACAGACGGUCAAGUGAAUUGGGAAAGCCUAUGGCACUGAAAGUUUUCAUUGCAGGGCGAAAUCGUUUAGAGAAUGAAGGUGCAAUUGCAUUGGCUGGUGCUUUCAAGUCCAUAGGAACCCUGGAGGAGGUACACAUGACACAGAAUGGAAUAAACCAUCAAGGCAUUAGAGCUUUAGCGGAGGCCUUCACUAAAAACCAGAACCUGAGGGUUAUAAACCUUAAUGAUAACACCUUCACAGAGAAAGGAGCUAUUGCCAUGGCAGAGGCUUUGAAGACUCUCCAAAACAUUGAAGUACUAAAUUUUGGAGAUUGUCUGGUACGAUCAAAGGGAGCAGUAGCCAUUGCUGAAGCUGUAAAAAUUGGCUUAACGCAACUCAAGGAAUUGAACCUUUCAUUUGGUGAGAUCGGGAAGAAUGCUGCAAUCACAGUGGCCGAGGUCAUGGAACAUAAAUCCCUACUGGAAAAACUCGAUCUAAAUGGAAACUGGCUUGGAGAGGAAGGCUGUGAACAGUUGAAGGAACUUAUGGACAGCUUUAAGAAACAAGAUUUGCUGAGCUCUCUCAGUGACGAUGAAGGUGACGGGGAAGACGACGAGGAGGAGGAAGGUUCAAGAAAUAUUGAUGAAGAGGAGGAAGAUCUAAGAAAUAUUGAUGAAGAGGAGGAAGAUCUAAGAAAUAUUGAUGAAGAGGAGGAAGAUCUAAGAAAUAGUGAUGAAGAGGAGGAAGGACUAAGAAAUGAUGAAGAGGAGAAAGAUAAUGAAGAAGAAGAGAAGGUGCAAGUGAAAGAAUCACCAGAUACAAACCAAGUGAUCGAACCAUCUGUGAGAAAAUUUGCAGAAUCAGAAGCCGCAGUCUUCUUGAACUCUCCAUCCCCAGACAAAUUCCUUAAUAUGGGGUCAAAGCGUUCACAUUUGAUAUUGCAACAGACCGAUCUAUCAAGUGCUGAAAAAGUUGUCCAAACGUUUUUGAAGGUAGCUGAAGUUUACAAGGAGGACAGGGAAGUUAAAACAGCUGUACUGGACACUGCCGAUGAACUGUUGCAGAAAGCAUUCAAGACUCCUGGAUUUCAGUUAGAUGCUUUCAUUACUACCCUCUUGGUGUAUAUGGGGCUUCUGAAGAGUGAGGAAAAGAUUAAAGCAACCACUAAUCUAAUUGGCCCUCUGUCCAUCCUCAAACAAGUCAUUCAGAAGGACUACUUUCCACGGUCCUUUAUCCCUAUUCUGAGAGCAUUCCUUCUUAAGAAAAAUCGUGCUUUUGACAACUGUCGAAGUGCCCAAAACGGAUUGUUGGAGGCCAUAAACAAUCUUUAGUAUCAGACUGUGUGGAACUCAGUGCACCAAUUUAAGGACAUGGACUUUUGAGCAUAUCCAUAUUCCAGAAGAACAGCCCAGCAGCUGCAGAAUGCCUUCCAGCUGCUCAGUGCAAAAUGCUUCAUCUUCUUCAUGCUACAGACUGGAUCCUUGCUUCUGACUGGAUGGGAAAUUGAAAUCAAAGUUGUCAAGGGUUCUUGGUAACCAGCUGCAGACUGUGGCCAGUGCUUUUUUGUCAGCUGCAAAGGAAAGCAAAGUUGGAAUUAAACGUGGUGGCUCAUCUUGUCUCCUUCUGCUGUUUGUGGUGGUAGGAGAUGAUGCGAAGAAAAUAGCCAAUUUGCCAUGGCUUUCAACAAGAAUUGUUUAGUGUAACCUAAAUUGUGCCCCUUUAUCUGACUCUUGGUGCUUUCUUUAAAAAAAAAUCCACUAUGUAUAUUAAAUCACAGGCAGGGGAAUCCAUUUAUCUGGCAAGAAAGAUGCACACUUUAUCAGUGAAGGCUCAAUUUUACUUAAAAAAAUAGUUGAGAGUCAUAUACUAAAGUAGGCAGUUUUUAAGUGGACUUGUAAAAAUUCUUCCAGAGUUAUAUAACUGCAUUUUACAGAACAAAGCAAGUUUCUUGUAUCCCAAUCAAGUGAAUGUGGGUAGAGGCUGUUUGCUGAAGGUUGCUUCCCCAGUCCUUCCUGUAUCACCACCAUCCCUUCAUUCCAAUAUGAAGUGUGCUGUGGAGAAUUUAAGGAAUGCGUUUACACCUUUUUUCACUUUUUCUUUAUCCAUCACUUCCUGCAUCUUCCCACCACCAACCCCCACCACUCCUCGAAUAGGAUAUCAAAGCCCUCUGAUUAGUUUAUAAAGUUUCUACUUGCAUACUGGUGGACAGAUCAGAGGUUCUCUCUCGUUUGUGCUAUAUUAAAUAAUGAUGUGGAGAGACUGAGUAGAAACUAGCUUGGGUUUGGAUCUUGACUUUUUUUAUAUCUUCUUUUCGUUCCCACUGGAAUAUGUGCUUGAGAGACUGAAAAUAGAAUUGUGAUUGUCUUUAAUGGUGUCUGUUUUAAAUAGCUUAUCUGAGCUUGUCAUCUCAUCUUGUGAGAAUGAAGAACUGGAUUGAUUCUGUUGUCUCCUCUGGAACUGUUAAAUUAAGAAUUACCUGCUGGAGCAGUGGGAAGAAGAAACCAUUAGAAUGAGAGUUACAACACAAAACUACUAGUCCAAUAUAUUCCCAAUGCAUCUUUUGGAAAGAGGUACUUUGGUCUUCAAAAUGAAGGUGACUGUGAACUGAGCAGGCUGCUGCCUAACAACCACCAACUUUGAGGAAAAGCAGAUUCAUGUUGUGUGAAUCCUACCUGAAAAUUUUGAGUGAAUAUAAAGAUAUUGCUCCAUUCUGUCUUUUUGGAUUGUCCAGAUACUAAAAUCCCUGAUCAGUCUGUUUUGUUUGAGUAUUCACCCAGAUUGUUAAAUAUUGAGAUGUUAUCUGGUGUUUUCUGUGUCACUAGACUGAACAGUCAUGUUUUAUCUCUUUGUAUAUAGGUUUUGGCAGUGCAAAGUUUAAGUGACAUAUGGAAAAAUCUAAUCUCAAUUCAGAAUUGUAGUAGUAUCUUUUAUACUGAAUUGGGAACACUAGGACAGUAACACUUAGCACUCGCUCAGAACUUUCAAUGUUUAAAUAAUUUAGCAUCCAAACAGUAAUGUGGAGAUAGGUGUAUGACAGUGCUCAUCAUGCUGUUAAUCUCUUUAUGGUACAGGCUGCACUUCGCCUGUAUGUAAAGAGCAUUGUAUGCUGGUAUUUAAAAGAUCAGAAUGUAAACUGCAGUAGACUUGUCUCUUGCAGGCCUUAUGGAUCUUUGAUAUUUUAGAAUGCAGGAACUCUCAGGUCUUAAUAAGUCAAU
Molecule: messenger RNA, 3844 nt
Organism: Hypanus sabinus (Atlantic stingray)
Lineage: Eukaryota; Metazoa; Chordata; Chondrichthyes; Myliobatiformes; Dasyatidae
Gene: rangap1b
Product: Ran GTPase activating protein 1b
Exons: 16
Coding region: 143-1960 (605 amino acids)
Biological process (GO): activation of GTPase activity; nucleocytoplasmic transport; signal transduction
Cellular component (GO): cytosol; perinuclear region of cytoplasm; nucleus
Molecular function (GO): small GTPase binding; GTPase activator activity
Source: RefSeq, a predicted model, not a curated record